AUGACAAACCUGUCUGUUAGCGUGGAGCCAUAUACAUCUUUCUUCGACGAUGUCAGUGACGAUGCCGUCGUGACCACGGUCGAGAUGAUCGUCGGUGGCGGUGGCGGGUCGACGCGUUACAAGUCGAUCAACAACCUCCAAGGCCUUAUCCUGGGUACGAGCCUCGUCAUCCUUAUCAUCGUCACCAACCUGCUCAGCCUCGGUGCCUUCGCGGUCGAGAAGCGUCUUCGCACCUACAACAACUACUUCAUCAUCAACCUCGCCCUCUCUGACCUCGCCGUCGGGAUCCUCCAAAUCGUCGGUGUCAUCCACACAUUCAACGGUUACUUUCCAGGCGGCCCAGAAUUCUGCAAGGUUUACCUAGGUCUGCGCAAUGCAAUGUUUUCCGUCUCUGUGGUCGGCGUAGUCAUCAUCUGCAUCGAUCGACAUCGUGCGACCUACGACCCCAUCAACCACUACAUGACAAAAAGCAAGCGCAAGGCUGUCAUCCUCAACAUCCUAACCUGGGUCAUCGCCUUCAGCUUCUGGAUGUUCUAUGCCACCGUCUGGGACUUCGCCAUUAAUUCCAACCCCGGGAAGAGCUGCCUCGCCUCGUUCUCGAGAAUCCCCGCCGCCAACAUGUUCCAGACUGUCUUGACCAUCUUUCUCCCGCUCGCAGUCAUCUCCGUUCUCUAUCUCCGAAUCUACAUCAAGAUCAAGGAAACGGUCGGGGGCAAGAGUAUCAACAAGCAAUUCGGGGAAGGUGAGAUGUCGAAAUCGACCAGUCUGACGACUGUCUGCAGCGAUUUGUCAUCCAGUGGAACGAUGGAGAUGACGAAAUCAAGCGCUCAAGUGAAAACCAACGGCGACACCUCCGGCAAAGGCGGAAAGGGGGAGGCCGGAAGUAACCGUCCUGCUACUGCCAACCGCGAAACCGCCAAUGAAAUGCAGAAGGCCACCCGCACCCUAUCCUACAUCGUUUUUUCCUUCGCCAUCGCCUGGAUACCUAACUCCAUCAUCUAUUUCCUGUACGCCAUCGAUCCACAGCUCAUCGCUUACGAGAACCUACCGCGGGAUGUGAAGCAGUUCUUUGUCUGGGUUCGCUUCGCCAACAGCUUCUUUAAUCCUAUCUGUUAG
Strongylocentrotus purpuratus (purple sea urchin) is the source of this 1116-nucleotide messenger RNA. RefSeq names its product muscarinic acetylcholine receptor M2-like. The record is from RefSeq and is a predicted model, not a curated record. Gene Ontology annotation, cellular component: membrane. The transcript has 2 exons. Gene Ontology annotation, molecular function: G protein-coupled receptor activity; dopamine neurotransmitter receptor activity, coupled via Gi/Go. Bases 1 to 1116 code for a protein of 371 amino acids. NCBI's taxonomy places the organism in Eukaryota, Metazoa, Echinodermata, Echinoidea, Camarodonta, Strongylocentrotidae. Gene Ontology annotation, biological process: adenylate cyclase-activating adrenergic receptor signaling pathway.